CGACGCGGCGUGCGAGCGGCGAGGCCCCGAAGGAAUGGUGGACGCGGGCCCGGCGGCGACGGUUCCCAGCUCCGCUCCUGCUGGCUGCUGAUCCGUCCCCCGCCCCUCUCGCCCACGCCCGCGCCCUCGCCCGCCCCGCCCCGCCCCGCCCCAACGACCGCAGACGACCUCCCGGCAGCCGAUACGGGCGCCCGCUGACAACAGCGCAAACCCUCGUCCACGGGCGUCGCCCCAGCAGGCGUCUGUGAUGACCAUGGCAAGCUCUGGCAGCGGUGCCGGGGACGCUGGCGGGGGCAGGAAGGGAGGCUCCCGCGCCCCCCAGCCGCCCGAGGAGGAGCCUCUCCAGCCCCCCGCCGCCGCCACCGCCGCCGCCGCCACCACCGCCGCCGCUACCGCCGCCGCUGCCGCCGCGACGACCGCCUCGCCCGCCGUCUCGUGCGCGGGCAACGUGUCGGGUCUUCCGCGGGCCAACGACAACUACGAGGAAGUCAGCAUCAUCGGCAACGGCGCGUACGGCACCGUGUACUGCGCGCGGGACCGGAACAACCCGGACCGCGUCGUGGCCCUCAAGAAAAUCCGAAUCACCCUCAACGAAGACGGGGUUCCUGGAAACGCCGUCAGGGAGAUCGCGCUCCUGAAGCAGCUCGAGCGGUUCGAGCAUCCGAAUAUUGUCAGAUUGCUGGACAUCUGCCGCGGCGGACUGGAGCGAGAGAACCGCCUCAACCUGUGCCUGGUGUUCGAAUACGUGAAGCAGGACCUGGAUCAGUACCUCAAGCGCUGCCCCUCACCCGGCCUCGAGCCUGCUAGAAUUAAGAGCUUGAUGCACCAGAUUCUGUGUGGCAUAGACUUCCUGCACAGUAACCGCGUGAUCCAUCGAGACCUGAAGCCACAGAAUAUACUGGUGGAUGAGGGAGGCAGAGUAAAAAUCGCCGAUUUUGGCCUAGCGAGAAUAUAUGACUUUAAUAUGAGAUUAACAACUAUGGUAGUGACUUUAUGGUAUCGAGCACCAGAAAUCCUAUUAAGCAACAGCUAUGCAACUCCUGUCGAUGUCUGGUCUUGCGGAUGUAUAUUUGCAGAGCUGUUUAGACGAAGACCUGUGUUCGAAGGACACACCGAAGGAGACCAGUUGCAAAGGAUAUUCGACGUCAUCGGGACCCCCCACGAGAGCGACUGGCCGCGCGACGUGUCCCUGAUGCGUAAUAAUUUCCGACACCACCAGGGCAGGCACCUCAGAGAUGUCGUCCCUGAAAUUACCGACGACGCUGCAGAUCUGCUUCAGAAAAUGCUGAAGUUCGUCCCAAGUAUCCGCAUUCCUGCAGUAGAGGCGCUCCGACACCCCUACUUCCAGGGACUCAUCACUCCCCGCAUCAUAGCCACAAGUAACAGGUCGACUCCCACACAGCAGGUUCUAAGUCCAGCUCCCCUCGCCACCAGCAGCCCUGCCAACACCCACCAUCAUCACCACCAACGGCAUGUUGCAACCAGCACCACUAACACUUCUGUUGCCACUUCGGAAAGUAUCUCAGGACAGGCAGUCUUACCCGCACAGGUAACUGCGAAUGAUGAAAAUAAUCCUAAUGCAGGAAAUAGUGCCAAUACAAAUCCCAUAGUAUCACGAUUGCCCGAGCCCAAAGUUGCUGAACGUGCCAUUACGACCACUAACUCUUCAGUGACAGAAACGACCUCCACUACGACGGUGGCAACAGUGAGUAGCGGUGGCCUCCCUCCCACCAGCAGUAGCUCAAAUCCCGUGGAAUAAUGGAAGUUUUAAUUACUGGAAGUAUAUUAUCUACGGAAAUCUUAUGUUGUAAACCUACUGAUUAUAAUAUAUUUUUUUCUGAGUGAUGUUGACUUUUAUGCCAGAAAUUCAAGAUACUAUUUGAUUCUGAAAUUCUAUAUACUUAGUUCAAGGAUUAUUGAAAGAAAGUAAGAAAAAAAAGCUUCAGAUAUUGAAAAGUCUGUAACAGUGGUGAAUCAAGAGUUGACUUAGAGUGCCUGAUGUGUGUAUUUUUCUAAAUCAACAUAAGGAAAAAAAUAGUGCCUUGUGUUUGUGUGCAACUUGGAUGUUAAGGAGUGUAAUGCCCACUGUAGGAGUCUUUUUACUCCAUAUUAUGCUUAUUAGAAAGUUCCUUUUUGUAGUGUUGCUUGAUGUGAACGUUCCAUGAAAAGUCAGAAUAUGACUGAAACUAACAUCAAAAGCAUUCCCUCUGGCAUUCCCGAGAGAGUAAAAAAAAAAAAUAAAAAAUGUUAGUGAGUGGUGCUUAUUGAGUGAUGUAAUGUGGCAGUUUAUUAGACACUUAUUAAGGCAACAAAUAUUGCUUUAUGUUACUUGCUGGUCUCUCUGGCAAACCUCAGAACUGAAGAUAACAACUUAAAAAUCUGUCAAGAAAAUUAAGAGGCUCAAUUGGUCAGAUAAUGUAUACCAAUGAAGGGAAGACCAAACAACACAGUGCAUAUGUUUUGUACUAACGGUAUUGUUGGUGCAAAGAGGUUUACAAAAAAAAGAAAUUAGGAUGGAUUAGAUUCAAAGCAAAAUUUGAUGUUUAUUGGUACUUAUGUGGUUUGAAGAGUGAUACUCAUUAUGAACCAAAUUUUUGUCCAAGAUUGUAAGUGAGUAUGAUGUAACUCUUCCUAUCAAACACCAAUCUUGUAGACAAGAUAGGUGCUUGUUGAAAAUAAUGUCCCUAUCUUUUUUAGCAAUCCAAAUUUAAGUAAUUAAAGAUAGAUAAUCUACAUUUCUCAGUGGAAUUGGGUGGUAGUAUUUGUAAUUACACAGCAAUGUGGAGUAAAGCAUUAGAAUUUUCUUUUAGCAACUUUUUGACUGCUCAGAGGUAUGCAUAUCAUAAACAAUGCAAGUAUGUAUCAUUUUAUAACUGAUCUUUUUUUAUGCUCUUAUUAUAAUUGCAACUUGUCUUGGUCCGUGAGUAGCUUGUGUCAUGUAUGAUUGCCAUUCAGAUUAAAGUUCCAACAGCCUGAUUUUGACCUCAAAGCUCUUUCAACAGCAGAUGAGUGUAGAUGUUUCAUGUAUCACUUUUGCUUUAGCAUGUCAUCAUUAGGAACAUAACCCUGAGUCAUUAGGAUAGAUCCAAUUGAAAAGCUGAUGCCAGAUCUGUAUCAAGUUUUUUUUUUUUU
Messenger RNA from Penaeus indicus, 3132 nucleotides. RefSeq names its product cyclin-dependent kinase 4-like. Gene Ontology annotation, molecular function: cyclin binding; ATP binding; cyclin-dependent protein serine/threonine kinase activity. The transcript has 7 exons. The coding region runs from base 248 to 1759 and encodes 503 amino acids. Gene Ontology annotation, cellular component: cyclin-dependent protein kinase holoenzyme complex; cytoplasm; nucleus. Lineage: Eukaryota; Metazoa; Arthropoda; Malacostraca; Decapoda; Penaeidae. The record is from RefSeq and is a predicted model, not a curated record. Gene Ontology annotation, biological process: protein phosphorylation; regulation of gene expression; regulation of G2/M transition of mitotic cell cycle.